GUGUACAGUACUAACCUGCAGUACCUAAAAAUUCCAGCAGGGUAUCCCAAAAGCCGCUCAGUGUGUACUGUAUCAGCUUGCAAUACCUUAUCUCUUCCAGCAGGCGGUCUCUAGAGGGCGCAGAUCAGUGGGCCGGAUCAGCUGACGCAGCCUUUGGAUGUGAGUGCGGCUGUGCCCUCCCUUGUGCCGUUCAGUCCCGAUCAGUAGCCCGGAGGAAAUCGGCUUUGUGUCUCGGCGGUUUCCUUUUAUUCACAGCUGCCUGUAAUCGCGGAUAUUAAGGGUCGAUCGGUGGUGGAUCCGCAGCCAUGCUGCCCCAUAUAACGCUGCUUGUGCUGGCUGCCGGAGCGCUAGCGCUGGAGGUACCAGCAGAUGGAAAUGCCGGCCUGUUGGCAGAGCCACAGAUUGCUAUGUUCUGUGGCAAGCUGAAUAUGCACAUGAAUGUUCAGAAUGGGAAAUGGGAGACCGAUGUGUCUGGGACAAAGGGCUGCAUCGGAACCAAGGAGGGAAUCCUGCAGUACUGUCAGGACGUUUACCCAGAGCUGCAGAUUACCAACGUUGUUGAAGCCAACCAGCCGGUGACAAUCCAGAACUGGUGCAAGCGAGGGCGAAAGCAGUGCAAGAGCCGCACUCACAUUGUGGUCCCCUACAGAUGCCUAGUUGGGGAGUUUGUUAGUGAUGCUCUGCUUGUUCCAGACAAGUGCAAGUUCCUUCAUCAGGAAAGGAUGGACAUUUGUGAAACUCACCUGCACUGGCACACUGUGGCCAAAGAGUCCUGCAGUGAGAAGAGCAUGAGUCUCCAUGAAUACGGAAUGCUCCUCCCUUGUGGAAUCGAUAAAUUCAGGGGGGUGGAGUUUGUGUGCUGCCCCACUGCUGAUGAAAGUGAAAGCUUUGACUCCGCAGAUGCAGAGGAUGAUUCUGAUGUCUGGUGGGGAGGCGCCGAUGCAGAUUACAUUGACAGAAGUGAUGACAAGGCUGUAGAAGCCCAACCAGAAGAAGAAGAGGAAGUUGUAGAGGUGGAAGAGGAGGAAGCUGAUGAUGAUGAAGAUGAUGGGGAUGAAGCAGAGGAAGAACCCGAGGAGCCCUAUGAAGAAGCCACCGAAAGGACAACAAGUAUAGCCACUACCACCACUACUACUACAGAGUCUGUGGAAGAAGUUGUAAGAGAGGUGUGCUCUGAGCAAGCUGAGACUGGCCCUUGUCGAGCAAUGAUCCCCCGCUGGUAUUAUGAUGUGACGGAAAGGAAAUGCGCCCAGUUCAUUUAUGGAGGCUGUGGCGGGAACCGAAACAACUUUGACUCUGAGGAUUACUGCAUGGCAGUCUGUGGCAGCGUCAUUCCCGCCACAGCGGCCAGCACCCCAGAUGCAGUUGACAAGUACCUGGAAAACCCUAAUGAUGAAAAUGAACAUGACCGCUUCCUGAAAGCAAAGGAGAGGCUGGAGGGCAAGCACAGGGAGAAGAUGUCUGAGGUGAUGAAGGAAUGGGAGGAAGCUGAACGCCAGGCAAAGAACCUUCCCAAGGCUGACAAGAAGGCAGUAAUACAGCAUUUCCAGGAGAAGGUUGAAUCCCUAGAACAAGAAGCUGCAAAUGAAAGGCAGCAACUGGUUGAGACCCAUAUGGCACGCGUGGAGGCCAUGUUAAACGAUCGCCGAAGAAUUGCCCUGGAGAACUACAUCACUGCUCUGCAAGCUGAUCCUCCACGGCCCCGCCAUGUUUUCAACAUGCUGAAGAAAUACGUGCGGGCAGAGCAGAAGGACAGACAGCACACUCUCAAACACUUCGAGCAUGUCCGAAUGGUAGAUCCCAAGAAGGCAGCUCAGAUCCGAUCUCAGGUUAUGACGCACCUUCGAGUGAUCAACGAGAGAAUGAACCAGAGCUUCUCACUCCUUUACAAGGUGCCGGCCGUGGCUGAGGAAAUCCAAGAUGAAGUCGAAGAACUAUUCCAAAAGGAGCAAAACUACUCGGAUGACAUGGUGUCCAACAUGGUGAGCGACCACAGAAUCAGCUAUGGAAACGAUGCCCUUAUGCCUUCUCUCACCGAGACCAAGACCACCGUCGAGCUUCUUCCAGUAGAUGGAGAGUUCAACGUAGAGGACCUGCAGCCCUGGCAUUCAUUCGGUGUGGACUCCGUUCCUGCAAAUACUGAGAACGAAGUCGAACCAGUGGACGCCCGCCCUGCUGCAGAUAGAGGGCUCACUACACGGCCAGGCUCAGGACUUACUAAUAUUAAAACAGAAGAAAUCUCCGAGGUCAAAAUGGAUUCUGAAUACAGACACGAUGCCGCCUAUGAAGUGCACCAUCAGAAACUGGUCUUCUUUGCCGAAGAAGUGGGAUCAAACAAAGGAGCCAUCAUAGGUCUGAUGGUGGGAGGCGUUGUCAUAGCAACAGUGAUAGUCAUCACUUUAGUGAUGCUGAAGAAGAAGCAGUACACAACGAUCCAUCAUGGUGUAGUAGAGGUGGAUGCCGCCGUGACACCAGAAGAGCGCCACCUCACCAAGAUGCAACAGAACGGCUACGAGAACCCAACAUACAAGUUCUUCGAACAGAUGCAGAACUAAGAUCUCCGUGCAGCCGGCGGUGGUGGUGGGGGGGCCCCUCUCGAAUCAGACAGCCUCACCGCUCGCCGGCGUUCCGCUCUAUACAUAUAUAAAUAUAGGAAAACAGAAAAAAAAAGAGUCAUCUUGUUGAGAGAAUUAAAAACACAAACCACACCCAUCCACCGCCGUUUCAUCAUUUUCCUCCUUUUCCCGCCUUUUUUGACAGCUGUGCUGUAACACAAAGUAGAUGCUUGAACCCCGAAACGAAUAAGUGCGCAAUCAGUAAGCGUAUUCUCUUAACAUUUGCGUCUCGGCGCCACAUUAUCAAUGAAUGUUUUUGUGUACUGUAAGGAGUUUAGCUGUCUCGAACUAAUGCAUGCCUAGCCCCCCUCUCCCCAUUAUUUAUCAUGUUGUUCCAGUUGUAUAUUAUUCUUGUGAUUUGUGACAAAAACAACAAAAAAAACAAAAACCUGAUGAAGUCCUGAUCGAAAUCUGCUUUACAAAUGACAAGGGAUGGCAUUUUAUGUAUGUAAGGCUCCGCUGCUUCCCUUCGCCCAGUACCAUUUCUUUUCUAACGCCGCUAUGCAUUUGAAAUUUCCGUUUUUGUUUUUUUUUUACGUAUUCCAUUAAAUCGACCGAUUUUAUUAUUUUUUUUUUUUUUGUUCUCUCUAUCUACCGUGUUCUUGUACAGAUCGUUCUCCUGUGUUAGUGGUGUAGAAAAUCAUGGGAAUUACACAUUCGUUUCUUUGUGCCUGUUUUAUGUGCACACUUUAGGAAUUGCGAAAAAAAAAAGGAAAAAAAAUCAAAAUCACAAAAAAAAAAAAUCUAUAUAUAAAAAGUAUAAUUUUUUUUUUCUUUUUCAUGUACCUUUUUUUUUUUCUUUUGAGCUCAAACCUCAUUUAGUACUGGAUGUGCCUGCGACACAAUGUUUUGCAGUUCCUUCCAGCUUUUAAGGGGGGUUGUUGGACGUCUCUCUUGUAAUUCUAAGCACUUUUUUUAGGGAAAGGAAAAAAGUGCCCAGCUGGUUGAAAAUUAGCAGAGAUUCUUUACAAAAAUUAAAAAAAAAAAACUUUCUGCUGGAUGAUUGUACAGAAUCAUUGCUUAUGAACUAAUAGCUUUCUACACUGUGUUACAUAAAUAAAUUUAAAAAAAAAAUCGGA
Xenopus tropicalis (tropical clawed frog) is the source of this 3694-nucleotide messenger RNA. RefSeq names its product amyloid beta precursor protein (gene app). The coding region runs from base 306 to 2555 and encodes 749 amino acids. The transcript is spliced from 17 exons. The record is from RefSeq and is a predicted model, not a curated record. Gene Ontology annotation, molecular function: heparin binding; serine-type endopeptidase inhibitor activity; molecular function activator activity. Gene Ontology annotation, biological process: learning or memory; regulation of protein metabolic process. Gene Ontology annotation, cellular component: Golgi-associated vesicle; endomembrane system; plasma membrane. NCBI's taxonomy places the organism in Eukaryota, Metazoa, Chordata, Amphibia, Anura, Pipidae.